AUGGCCGCUUAUCAGCAACUAUUUGGUCCCGCCAUGGCUCACCAAGUUACCUAUCGCAAGGCAAAAUACGUACAAAUGGUCGUGCCCGACGAGAAGAAACCUAAGAAAUCGUCGAAGUCGAAGGCUCCGCGUUUGCUUUUUUCUCAGGACGGUCUUAAAGUAAAGACGAUCAAUAUCAUCAACAAGCAUCCAACAGAAAUCAUGUAUUGUCUGGUGUAUGCACCCUUGCCGAAGGACGGAUAUGACAAAGAACGUUUCGUCGGCCGAAAGUGUGAGACGUUCAACAACGAAUGGGUUCUUGAAAUCGACGGAGGAUGGCGUUUAGACGCACUUGGACUUGCAACGCACCCCAAUGGACACAUAAAGGUCAUUGAGAUCGCCCCAGCAUCUAAAAUCGAGAUGAAGUUGCGUGCUCUAAAAGUUGAGAAGGGUGCUUAUGUACUCAAAGUGUAUGCUUGGGUCAAAGGAUUGCAUGUCAGCGAGCAGGCAAGUGUUUCAAUUAUGAAGUAUGGCCCUCGGGUACGAGCUGGAAAGUAUCCAAUCACUGAAGGAGAUCUUUACGCAAAACGCUUUGCCGAUUUCUGUAAGGCGCAGGCCAAUCCUGCAGACAUUGCCUUGCUAAUUUUUGCAGGUGCUUUACUGCCUCUUGAAGAUCCUGAAGCGAGGAUCUUCCAAGAGUUGGAUGGCCUGCUCUUUCCGAAUCGCCCUGCAUUUGUGUCGACUUCAUUAACUUCAUCGGCUACUCCAUCACCGUUGGCUCUAUCGUUGAUGUCAUCUACUCCAUCACUUCGAUCGCCGACUCCAAUUCUUCGAUCGCCUUCUUCACGACCUCGAUCAUCUUCUGCUGUCUCUUCGAUUAGUUCUAUAUUUGAUGCUGCUGUGUUUGGAGUUGCCGUUCCUCAAAACCCAUCUUUAUCUUCACCCACCACUCCUCUUGGUAAUUUAAGUGCUGUUGGUCUUGCACAUGUUGCUAAUCGUGUGAUUCAUCCUUAUUCUAUGGUACAGAACAUGUCCUGCAAAUCGCCUGUUGAUGUUGUUACUACUCAGAAGCGACUUCGCUCCGGUGAUCUAUGUGAUGAAGCAGGCCCUUCUAAUAAGAAGAUGCGUCAUAAGGACGAGAAUAGUGAUAAAAACGGGGCUCUUAUGGACUUGAUUGAUAUAUCAAAAUCUCAACUGGGUGGUCAUGAAAAUGCAUCGAGUGAUAAAAACCAAGAUAAUCGCAUCAAGAAAAAGAAUUAUUGUCCUAAGUGUUACAAAACUAUGUCUGGCAAGGCGUGUUUGCAAUGCAAAGACGGGUGUUUGAAAUGGUGGCAUACACGUUGUUUUGAUAUCACGUUGCACUAUCUAGCUGGUGCAGCAAAAGCUCGAGGACGUGAUGGAAAAAUGCUUUGUGCCGACUGUCGACAAAACAUG
This is a messenger RNA of Mesorhabditis belari, 1413 nucleotides long. NCBI's taxonomy places the organism in Eukaryota, Metazoa, Nematoda, Chromadorea, Rhabditida, Rhabditidae. The record is from the annotation of a GenBank genome assembly.